This is a messenger RNA of Linepithema humile (Argentine ant), 849 nucleotides long. NCBI's taxonomy places the organism in Eukaryota, Metazoa, Arthropoda, Insecta, Hymenoptera, Formicidae. The record is from RefSeq and is a predicted model, not a curated record.
AUGUGUUAUCGGGUUGUGGCUCGUUUUAAACGCCUAUCUGACACGUCCAUAUCAUCUCCAAUUACACCAUUGGAGUUAUGCAAGGUCAAAGAAUUUUGGAUUAAACAAGAGCAGGGUGAGGCCUUCCACCAAGAACUCAGACUUCUAUCUAAGAAUCAAAAGCUCUCAAGGUCCAGUCCGCUUAUACGACUUACACCAUAUGUAGACUCUAAUGGAGUCUUACGAGUAGGAGGACGUCUACAAGCAUCAAGUCUUACUGUUGAUGCCAAACACCCAGCUAUCUUGCCCAGAAAGUCCCCCUUGACUUCUCUCGUGAUAGCGAAUGCACAUUUGAGAUCACUACACGGAGGUAUACAGGUUACCACUUCCUUUAUAAGAGAAGAAUAUUGGAUAUUAGGGGGACGAGCUCCUGUUAGAAGCUAUAUUCUCAAUUGCGUUACAUGCACACGAUAUAGACAAGAACGAGCUAAGCAAUUGAUGGGACAGCUACCACCCGAAAGAUUAACACCUUCACGACCUUUUUUACAUGCUGGUGUGGACUACGCUGGUCCUUUCUCCCUUAAAACUUGGAGGGGAAGAAACACUAAAACAUACAAGGCUUAUAUUGCACUCUUUGUCUGUUUUUCCACUUCUGCCAUCCACCUGGAAUUAGUCACUAACCACACAACAGAAGCCUUUAUUGCGGCUUAUAAAAGAUUCACCAGUCGAAGGGGUAUAAGUGCCACCCUAAGUAGUGACUGUGGAACUAACUUUAGAGGAGCAGACGAAGAUUUACAACGUUUGUUUUCUUCUGCAUCAAAGGAAGCUCAACAAUUGUCAUCAUUGCUAGCAAAUGAUGGAACACUUUGA